Messenger RNA from Papaver somniferum (opium poppy), 1080 nucleotides. RefSeq lists its product as uncharacterized. Bases 109 to 1080 code for a protein of 323 amino acids. The transcript has 2 exons. The record is from RefSeq and is a predicted model, not a curated record. Lineage: Eukaryota; Viridiplantae; Streptophyta; Magnoliopsida; Ranunculales; Papaveraceae.
UAGACAUGGAUGAGGUGGUCGAAGGUGAGUUACAAUCUUCUAGAAGUUCCAUUGAAACAAUUACUCCUAUAAUUUUCACAGCUGCGACAAUGGAUAACAAGCGACCUCAUGGUGGAUCUACUUUUGGUAGACGCACAAUUGUUCGCGAUAGGAGACGACGUCACAAUCUUAUUGUUCGUGAUUACUUUAGAGAUUGGUGAAAGUACUGCAGUUGAAUGUCUCAAGCGUUUUUGCGAUGCCAUAAUCGGAAUAUAUGAGAAAGAGUAUCUAAGAAAACCAAAUGAAAAUGACAUAGCUAGGUUGCUUAAGGAAGCAGAGAUUCGUGGUUUUCCAGGCAUGAUUGGGAGUCUUGACUGUAUGCAUUGGCACUGGGAAAACUGCCCAACGGCUUGGCAUGGUACACACACUAAUGGUUUCAAAAGGGUCCCUACCCUCAUUUUAGAAGCUGUAGCAUCUCAAAACUUAUGGAUUUGGCACGCUUUCUUCGGCAUGGCAGGUACGAACAACGACAUCAACGUUUUGGAUAGAUCUCCUCUGUUUGAUGACAUUAUUAAUGGAGUUGCUCCACCUUGUGAAUUUGCAAUACAAGGUAAAAAGUAUAAUAUGGGGUAUUACAUGUCGGACGGAAUUUAUCCCAAAUAUGCCACACUAAUUCAAACUAUCUCUAACCCAAGUAAUGAUAGAGAGGAAUUAUUUUCUAAGCGACAAGAAGCUGUGAGGAAAGAUGUGGAACGAGCUUUUGGAGUUUUACAGAGUAGGUGGAGAAUUAUAAAGGGCCCAGCGCGUAAUUGGAAGGCAAAAGACCUUGGUAAAAUAAUGAAGACGUGUAUUAUCUUGCACAAUAUGAUUAUCGAGAAUGAAGAACCUCAAGGAAUUGAUCCGGAACGAUGGGAGCCUCAUGUAGAAGAAAGAGUUAAGCUUGUUAAUUUAGAGCAUGAUCAUCGCUUUCUUGUUUGCAGGAUGAUGUAUAGAAUGAAACAAGUUCGAAGCACCGAAGCACAUGACACACUGAAAACUGAUCUUAUCAACCACUUGUGGGAUACACAUACGAACCAAAGCAACGUCUCUACUAGAAAUUAA